UUCAAUUUGAGUGGUCUAAUCAAAAACUUAUUACACGCAUAAUUCAACAAUAUAUGAGACCAAUUUGAACAUUUUUGUCUAUUGAGCUUAAUACGUUGUUCAUCAUUGAUAGCAUGAGCUAAUAUCUGGACUGUGCAUAAAACAUGUCCAGUAGUGGCUACAGAUCCAAUCCCUCAACAGGGGGAAAUCUGGGCUCCCUGGCGUCCGGGAAGUCCCCCAGAUUCGACCCAAAUGACCCCAAACAACAGGAAAUUGUCCAGAAGCUACAGACAAAGCUGACUCAGUACAAAAAGAAGUGCGGAGAUCUGGAGACUCUGCUGAUCGAUCGAGCCCGGCAAAUAGACGACCUCACAGCCGAGCUGGAGAAGUUGAGGAGAGAGACAGAGAUGCAGUUGCACGAAGCAGAUGAGAAGAAUAGCCGACUGCAGGGGAAGAUGCAAAACGAGUUACAGGACGCACUCGCUCAACUGAAAGACGCAAAAACAAAGCUGCAGUCCCAGCAAAAGAGAGACGACAGUUCACGUCAGGAGUUUGACAUGCUCAAGUCGGAGAACAAGUCACUCAAGGACAAAGUGUCGGAACUGGCGCGGGAGAGCGAAAGUGACAAACUCAAACUGCAGAGGAUUGAACGGGAGGCCAAAAAAGAGGAACAGAAUUUCGACAAGUACCUGAGCAGUGAGCGAGACAUCCUCCUCGGCAUCUGGAGGAGCUUCAAAGGGAUCAAAGACGACUUCGUUGCUCUGAAGCGCAACACCGACUGGGACUUGACUGGGAUGCAGGAGCACCUGGCUAAAGUGUCUCAGAAGAGUGAGGACUUUGUGGAUGAGUUUGGACAGAGGGAGCGUGAACAGGAGAGGGUGAGUAGGGAGAGGGAGGGGCGGGAGGGGAGGAGGGUGGAGCAGAUGCAGAAGCAGGUGGGGGAGCAGGAGAAGAAGAUGAAGCAGAGGGAGGCGGACUGGAGUCACGAGCGGGAGGCCAUGAAGAGCCAAAUCGAAGACUUGCGAGAUGCGAUUGCGAAGCAGCAAGCAGAGGCGGAGGAGAGAAGGGCAAGGGCAGAGGAAGCCGAGAGAACGAGGGACGGUGAUGCGGAAAAGCUGAAGCAAUUGGAUGAUCACGUGUCAACUCUGAAUGCAUACAUUGAGGAGAUUGGACAAGCAGUUCUCGCAGACGCCGCCCAGGGAAACUCUCUCUUUGCGAAUGAGUUCGACGUGAAACUCACCGGCGACGACUUCAUAAACCUCAGAUCCCGAUUGGACAACGCGAGCAGGUCAUCAUCCCUCAGAAGGGGAGGGACAGCUUCUAGGUCUAGAUCUCCUGAUUUGGCACACUCAGUUUCAAAUGCAGUUCAAGUGGCGCUCAAGAAACGACAGAUGCAAAUUGAGGAAGCCUUGAAGAAGUCAGGCGACACUGUGGAGCAAGUGGAGAGUGCGGAGGCGAGGGCGGAGGCGAAGGAGCGAGAGGCGGAGUAUCUGGAGAGGGCCACGAACAGUCUGAAGGGGGAGUUGAAUGAUAUAAAGAAGGUGGCAGACAGUGCGUUGAGAGACAGGGACAGAAUGCACAAACAAGUGGCCAAGUUGGAGAGAGACAAGAGUAAUCUUGAGAACAUAAUGGCUGAAGUGAGUAAAGCGAGGGAGGAGAUGGUGGCAGAGAGGGCGGAGAUGACCUAUAAGCAGGAACAGCUGCUGGCCAAACAGGACGCCUUCGAGGAGACUCUGGCAGAUCUGGAGAACGACAACCUGCACAAGUCCAAGGAGAUCAGCGCAAAGGAGCAGCAGAUGGGGGAGUUGAGGGAGCACGUGACCCAGUUGGAGAGACAGACGGAUGCCAUGAAGAGCGAAGUGAGGCGACAGAAGAGGGAGAGAGAGGACGCCCAACACCAACUCAACCAACUCACUGACGCCUUGGCCGAUGCGGCGCGAGAGAAGGAGGAGUUGAAGGCUAAAUUGAAUGACAAGACCACGAAGGAAAAGGAAGUGUCCACUCUCAAGGAGGCCCUCGUGGACCUGCAGAAACUGAACGAGGAGCUGGGCAACGAAAAGAUACAACUAAACCAGGCGUUCCAUCCGUUCCUGAAUGUGAUAUCAGGGCUACAAACUGAACUGGCGGCUGCGGCUCUGAGCCAGGGCGAGACCCAAGCUGAGAUGGCUAAGCGGAAUUCGGAAGUGAGCCGGAUUAGAGGGGAGGCUAAAGAAUGGGAGAGUGAACACUACAUGUUGUCGGAACAACUCAGUUAUGCAGAACGGACGAUUGCAGAUCUGAAUGAUUCAGUGAGGAAACUGGACCAGGAGAAUACUUCAUUGAAAAAGAAUCUAAAAGAGAGUGAGCGAACUAAUAAUGCCCUGGCUGAUGAACUACGACUGGCAAAGAGUGAACUGCUGACAUGUGGGAAGGAGAUGGAGUCUCUCUCCGCAGAGAGAGGUCAGUUGAGGUCAAAUAAAUUGGAUCUGGAGCUGAAGUUAGAGGAGACGAAACAAAGACUGCAACAGCAGGCGGAGGCCAAUCAGAAGGCAGAACUGGCAAAGGACUACUUGGAGGCGAGUGUGACAGAGGGCAACUAUGCGAGGAACAGACUGGCAGCCACCCAGAGAGACCUCGAGGGUGAAGUGAGGGAACUCAAGGCCAAGGUCGACCGGGAACGCGAGAAUGGAAUGUGGCAGAAGCACAAACUGGAGACAGAGUUGAGUGAGAGAGUGAAGGAAUUGGAAUCUAUAAGGACACAAUUGAGCAGACAGGAGGAUGAGCAGACCAAAAAAGAACAGACGCAGAAGAAGAAGCAAAAUGAAGAGAGAGUCAAGGCUAAUGAAGAGAAGGAAUCUCUGUUGCGUGACUUCGACAAUCAGAAACUAGUUCUGAAGAGUGAACAUGAACAAGAGUUGAAGAUACUGAAGGACAAGUUGGAACAGGAGAAGUCCGCUGCUGCCUCUGAGUUGAGAUUGCGACUAGAGGCCGAGAAAGAAGACCUCGUCCAACUGUUCAAUGUCGACAAACUCAGUGCCAACAUGGUCCAGGAGAAACAGAAGGACCAGAUGUAUGAACAGAUUAAGGCCUCCAAGCAGAAAGUGGAGGACCUGGUCAGAGAGCAGAAUCAGCUGAAGGAGAGACUGAACAACCAAGAAGAUGAGACGAGGACCAAACUGGCGGAGAAAGAGGACCAUGUCAGGAAACUCAAGAACGCCAUCGAGGAAAAAGAAGAUGACUGCCGACACUUGGAACGACAGAUGGGAGAGGAGGUGCGGAAGAGGGAGGAGAGGUUGGGGGAGUUGCGGAGGGAGAAGGGGGAGUUGGAACUGGAUCUAGCCAGAGUGAGCGAGGCCAGACAGAGUGCCAGAAUGCAGUUGAUGGAGACACAGAAGCUGCUCAAAUCAGCCGAAACGCAGUCGGAUCUCGUGCAGCAGGAUGCGAACAGACUACGAGAAGCACUGGACAAAGAGCAACAGGAGAGGAAAAAACUGGAGACGAAGGCGGCCGAAUCGGAAAAGGAGUGCGAGACACUUAAAAAAGAGAUAGCAGGGCUGGAGAAGACUAAAGAGGAACUAUCACAGUCUCUUACUGAAACCCAACGCCGCGAAAAGACACUCUCUUCUGACGUCACCACUCUAAUGCAGACACUGCAGGGGGUGGAUGGAAAACUGGAGAUUGAGAGGAGGAAGUAUGAGGUGGUGUUGGGGGAGGGGAAGAGGUAUGAGGCAGAGGCUGUCCAGUUGAGACAGCGGGUGGGGCAAGUGGAGGAGCAGAGGAGAGAGACGGAGGAGGAUGUGGAACAGCUGAAGGCCACCGAGUUCAGACUACGCACACAGAUUUCGGACAUGGAGCGACUGAGUUCGCAGCAGCAGGUGUCCAUCUCGGAACUAAGUCGGAAACUCCAGGAGGCGGUGGAGAGUGCGAAGAGUGUGGACUUCAGACACCGGGGUCACGUGACCAGACUGGCCGAAGAGAUCAUUCAGCUUAAGAACAGGGCUAGUUCGGAUCAGGAGGCUCUUGAAGAAGCGACCGACCAAGUAGCCAAUCUGAAGUCAGAACUAGAAGAGAAAACAGCCAAACUUGAGAAAGCGGAACAGAGCACAGAUAGACUAAAAGACUCCCAACUCGACACCGACCGGAAGUUGUGCCAGUUGUAUAACAAUAUUAGAAACACGUUCCAGAUGAGAAACACUGCCUUAGGUAGCCAGACUGUGGUGACUGGAUUUGGAGGUCAAGUUGUGACUACUAACAGGUUCCCAUUUGCUACAAUCAGUUCAACGAAGAGCUCCCAAAACCCAAAAAGUGGUCUGACAACAGCGGAGAGGUCAAUCAAAGCGAUCGAUAUCGAGACAGUCAGGGCAGCCAUGGAAGACAUCAUUAAACAGUGCAAGAGCUCAGAGGAUACCAAACAGACUCUGGAACAACAGCUGAAGCUUAAGGAGGCGAAACUUAAUGAGUUGUCCUCUAGCCACGAACUGUCGGAGCAGAGUCUGAAACAGAUGAGAGAAAAAUACGACGAAACUUACUCGGAACUGAGCAAGGCGAAUGUGAAGUUGGACUCCUAUCGUAAGAUGCAGAAGACGCAGAGUGACAUAGUGGCGAGUAAGGAGGAGAGUGUCAGUGGACAGCAGAGGAGGAUCGAGGAGCUGGAGGGGGAGAUAGAAAAGAAGAGGGGGGAAGUGACUCAACUGAGAGAGAAAAACACCGCUUUAAACGAGGAAAUGAGGAAGUGCAGGAGUGAGUUGGAGAGGGUGGGGGUGGAGGUUAGAGAGCAGAGCAGUGCGAGACAGAAGGAGAGUGUGUUGCGCAGUCAGUGGGAGGACCAGAUGAACUUGACAGUCGCCCAACUCACACUCAAAGAGGAAGACGUCAAGGACAUGAAAAACACAAUCAACGAGCUGACAAAACAACUGGCUGAUCAGAAAAGCCAAGCGGAGACAGCUGUAUCCCAACACAAGGAGAGCGCAGUCAAGCUGAAGGAGAGGGCAAAGGUCACUGAGGAGCAGAUGAAACAACAGAUUGAUUCUCUGAAGUGUGAGCUUGAUGAGGUGAAGAGGGAUCGUGAGGAGGAGCGAAGAAGGCUGAGGAAGAAGGCAGAACUGGAACACGACAGGGGGGAGGAGUUUGGGCGCAAUAUGCAGACUAAACUUACCAACAUGAGGGAUGCUCUGGACAAGAUGACAGUUGAAAAGAGGAGUUCUGAUGAGUCAGUGAGGUCAAUGCAGAUCCAGAUCCACAGUCUGGAGAGGGAGAGGGAGGAGCGGAGGGAGGAGCUGAAGAGUCUCAGGGCCGCCCAGGAGGCCAGACAGAAAUCGGACACCGACUUGGCCGCCAAAGUCAAGGAGCUGGAAGAUGAGAACAGACGUCUGGAGGGGGAGUUGAGGAGCCUGAAGGGGGAUGUGUUGCUGAAGGAGAGGGAAUCGAAUGCCCAGCUGGAGAACCUCCUCAGGGCGGAGAGAGACCGACAGAUGCUGCAACUCACAGUGGACAAAUUGCAAAAAGAAACAGCCAAACAAAAAGAAUACGCUUUGAGCCGAACCCAAGCGACCACGAUAGGUCAUCUACUAGACACAGUAUCCCAAAUUGACCUAAAUCAACCUCAGCCAAACACUUUCUCACAACCACAGCUUAAUAUUCCAUCUUCAACAUUGCCUUCAGCUAGUAGUCUGACCAUGCCAGUAGCUCCGCAGACAAGAAACCAGUUGUUAAAUGGAGUUGGAUCAUCGUCAAUUCUUGGAUCCUCGACGCCAAGGCUAUCGGGAUUUGGUACAAGUCACGCGUCUUCUAGUCAAGUAACACCUUCUUACGGUGCAGGUGCCAAUCGAUCUAGCCCCAAUCCUUUGGAAACGAGAAUGGGCCACCUGACUUGUAACUGGGAGAGGAUUUAUCUUUUGAGAACUGAAGCAGAAGCUGAAAGCUCAACAGAGAGCGAGACAGACAAAGAGAGAGAGAGAACGAACACAGAGAAGUAUCCGAAGAAAAUGGAUCGGGACAAUCUAUUAGCAAACGAAGUAUUCAUCAAAGCGAGAGUUGACGAUGUGUUUCUGCUGGGAGCUGAACUAGGAAGUGUAUCUUGUUCGAACUGGAUCAACUGUAUUGAGCUUGGUGUAAAUCAACUGUUCCAUAGUGCCGGCAGGUGA
This is a messenger RNA of Symsagittifera roscoffensis, 6101 nucleotides long. RefSeq names its product rootletin-like. The record is from RefSeq and is a predicted model, not a curated record. Lineage: Eukaryota; Metazoa; Xenacoelomorpha; Acoela; Convolutidae. Bases 144 to 6101 code for a protein of 1985 amino acids. The transcript is spliced from 35 exons.